GUUUAUUGAAGGAAACAAAAUAGAGACCAUUUCCAGACAUGCUUUCCGUGGCCUUCGAGAUCUCACUCACCUUUCUCUGGCCAAUAACCACAUUAAGACUCUGCCAAGAGACAUCUUCAGUGAUUUAGAUUCCCUCAUCGAGCUGGAUUUACGAGGCAAUAUGUUUGAGUGUGACUGCAAAGCCAAAUGGCUGUUUUCUUGGCUGAAGAUGACGAACUCCACCGUGUCUGAUGUGGUUUGUGUUGGUCCUCCUGAAUACCAAGGAAAGAAGCUGAAUGAUGUGACCAGUUUCGAUUCAGAAUGCAUAACUACGGAUUUUGUUGUCCAUCAGAUAUUGACCUAUCAGUCUGUGUCAGUGGACACAUUUCAGUACAAAAAUGAUGUAUUUGUGGCAAUAGCACAACCAAGCAUGGAGAACUGCAUGAUUCUUGAGUGGGACCACAUUGAAAUGAACUUUAGAAGCUACGAUAAUAUAACAGGCCAGUCCAUUGUUGGAUGCAAAGCCAUACUUAUUGACGACCAGGUGUUCAUGGUGGUAGCUCAGCUGUUUGGUGGCUCUCUCACAUAUACAAGUAUGAUGAAAGCUGGGCCAAGUUCACCAAGUUUCAAGACAUUGAAGUCUCCCGUAUUUCCAAACCCAAUGAUAUUGAACUUUUUCAAAUUGAAGGUGAAACAUUUUUUGUUAUUGCUGACAGCUCAAAGGCUGGUCUGACUACAGUGUAUAAGUGGAAUGGGAAAGGGUUUUAUUCCUAUCAGUCUCUCCAUGAAUGGUUUCGAGACACAGAUGCAGAAUUAGUUGAAAUUGAUGAUAAGCCUCAUCUUGUGUUAUCCAGUCGUUCUCAAAUACCUCUUAUUUUGCAAUGGAACAAAAGUACAAAGAAAUUCACCCCUCAUAGUGACAUUCCAAACAUGGAAGAUGUUCUAGCAGUUAAGAGCUUCAAGAUGAAAGAUGAACUUUAUAUUGCAUUGACCAGAUUUAUUGGGGACUCCAAAAUCAUGAAAUGGAAUGGAAAGCAAUUUUUGGAGAUUCAGGCUCUACCAUCCCGUGGAGCAAUGGCAUUACAACCCUUUAACUUUAAAGAUAGGCAUUAUUUAGCAUUGGGCAGUGAUUAUACUUUUUCACAGAUUUACCAGUGGGAUCCUGAGAAGAAGACUUUUGAGAAGUUCAAAGAGAUCUAUAUCCAAGCACCUCGUUCUUUCACAGCAGUAUCAACUGAUCGACGGGAUUUUGUCUUUGCUUCUAGCUUUAAAGGGAACACUCAGAUUUUUGAACAUGUCAUUGUUGACCUGAGUUUGUAA
This is a messenger RNA of Staurois parvus, 1299 nucleotides long. The record is from the annotation of a GenBank genome assembly. NCBI's taxonomy places the organism in Eukaryota, Metazoa, Chordata, Amphibia, Anura, Ranidae.